GGGCCGGGCGGGAGGCGGGGCGGGCGGUCAGGUGACGAGGGCGGUAUCAUGUGAGCGGGGCCGAGCCGGGGACGGGCGCUCUGUGUCCCGGUGGCGGCAGGCAGGAUGGGGUCGGCGGUGCUGAGCGGACUGAUCUUGGCUUUGACUCUGGCGCUGCCCUCCGUGGCCCUGGAGAACGGGCUGGCGCUCACCCCCCCCAUGGGCUGGCUGGCCUGGGAGCGGUUCCGCUGCAACGUGGACUGCCGGGAGGACCCGCGCAACUGCAUCAGUGAGACGCUCUUCUUCGAGAUGGCAGACCGCCUGGCAGAGGAUGGCUGGAGGGAACUGGGCUAUGAGUACAUCAACAUUGACGACUGCUGGUCAGCCAAGAAGCGCGAUGCAGCGGGACGGCUGGUUGCUGACCCUGAGAGGUUUCCCAGGGGGAUUAAGGCUCUGGCUGACUAUGUCCAUGCCCGAGGCUUGAAGCUGGGCAUUUAUGGCGACCUGGGCACCCUCACCUGUGGGGGCUACCCAGGCACCACACUGGACCUAGUGGAACAGGAUGCCCAGACCUUUGCGGAGUGGGGUGUGGACAUGUUGAAGCUGGAUGGAUGCUACUCAUCUGGAGAAGAGCAGGCAAAAGGCUACCCAGAAAUGGCAAGAGCCUUGAACAGCACAGGUCGCCCCAUUGUGUACUCCUGCAGCUGGCCGGCAUAUCAGGGUGGACUCCCGCCCAAGGUGAACUACACUGUCCUGGCAGAGGUCUGCAACCUGUGGCGUAACUAUGAUGACAUCCAGGACUCCUGGGACAGCGUGCUUUCCAUCCUGGACUGGUUCUCUGCAAACCAGGAUGUGCUGCAGCCGGCGGCUGGCCCUGGCCACUGGAAUGACCCAGACAUGCUCAUCAUUGGAAACUUUGGCCUUAGCUAUGAGCAGUCGCGCUCCCAAAUGGCCUUGUGGACGGUGAUGGCAGCUCCGCUACUCAUGUCCACAGAUCUUCGCACCAUCUCCCCAAGUGCCAAGGAGAUCUUGCAGAACCGCCUGAUGAUACAGAUCAACCAGGACCCCCGGGGAAUCCAAGGGCGCAGGAUUGUCAAGGAGAAAUCGCACAUCGAGGUGUUCCUGCGCCCGCUGUCCCAGGGCGCCAGCGCCCUCGUCUUCUUCAGCCGGAGGACGGAUAUGCCCUUUGUCUACAACACCAGCCUGGCCAAGCUCCACUUCCCCGAGGACACCGUGUAUGAGGUGCAAGAUGUGUACAGCGGGAAGACCAUCAGCGGCUUAAAGACGGGAGACAGCUUCUCGGUCGUUAUCAACCCGUCGGGGGUGGUGAUGUGGUAUCUGUAUCCCACGGUGCUCCCAGCGCAGCCCUGUCACGUUGGCAGACGGCAAGCCCGUGGUGAGGGUUUCCAGCCAUUCCUCCUGUGACAAGGCUCAGCAGACAGGGGUGUGGGUCAGUGCGGGGGGAGCCGUGAGAUGCUGGGGCACGUGGCUCUUCACUGCACAAGUGCCUUUCGCUGACGUGCCCAGGUCAUUCCUUGGGUACCAGCCUGAUGAUUACUGCUCGGUCUGCGUAAAGGCAAGAAUUCUCGUUACUCGGCUCCUAAGACUGUGCAGAGCAUGAUUGCUUGGUGAUUGCAAAGCCCUUUGAGAUCCUCCUGUGGAAGUUCCAUACAAGCAGAGUCCAGCUGCCAUUGGAGUUUGUCAGCUCUGACACCUGAACACUUCACUGCUUUGAACUGAGUACCACCAGCUGCUGCAGGGACUGUUUGCACUAUGCAUGUAGAAAGGCCUUGGAUGCUUUAGUGUGAAAUUCUGAUACAGAAGUGAACCAGGUGAGAGAAUUCCAGAACCCACCAGAACAAACUGUCUGGUGGGUGUAACAACACUGAUCUCUGAAGUAGCUGGACCAUUCAGACUCGUCAGAUAAAGAUGAAUUAUUUCUGCUUUUCCUUUAUCUAAUCUACACUUCCCUCCAUUUUAUGUUAUUCCAUUUGGCUUGCCCCACGUAAAGUUUUGAGUUUGGGUGUAUUUGAUUCUUUUCAGAAAAAAGUUGUUGUUUUAAAGAACUUGUUGUAAAUCUGUCAUUUGUUGUUAUGUAUUCUGUUUGAUAAAGACAUUUUCCUGCAUUUUUCCAGCACAGCUAAAACCAGAGAAUUAAAAGGCUGUAAAGAUCGCAGUGCCCUGUUAGAAACUCCUUUUUGUUAGAAACUCCUUUUUUGUGGGGAGGCACAGACUGGAGCGCUGUACAGUGUAUCUGAAGAGUAAUGGCUUAUUAUUCUAUUUGCAGAACUGUAAUGGAAGAACAGAAGGGAGAAAACCAUUGACAAAGCAAUGGUUUCAACAGCUGUCACCUCUGUUUUGUCCUUCCUAAAGGGAACAGGGGACUCUGUGUCCCCUUUGCCAGUGAGUGUCCUGCAUGUGGUAGUCAAUGGUGCGGAGUCUAGUUGGAGGCCAGUAUCUAGUGGAGUGCCUCAGGGGUCAAUAUUGGGGCCAAUAUUAUUCAAUAUAUUCAUUAACGAUUUGGACGAGGGAAUAGAGUGUACUAUCAGCAGGUUUGCUGAUGACACUAAGCUGGGAGGAGUGGCUGACACACCAGAAGGCUGUGCUGCCAUCCAGCGGGACCUGGACAGGCUGGAGAGUUGGGCGGGGAAUAACCUGAUGAAAUUUAACAAGGGAAAGUGUAGAGUCCUGCAUCUGGGCAGGAACAACCCCAGGUUCCAGUAUAGGUUGGGAAAUUACAUAUUAGAGAGCAGCGUAGGGGAAAGGGACCUGGGGGUCCUGGUGGACAACAGGAUGACCAUGAGCCAGCACUGUGCCCUUGUGGCCAGGAAGGCCAAUGGCAUCCUGGGGUGUAUUAGAAGAGGGGUGGUUAGUAGAUCGAGAGAGGUUCUCCUUCCCCUCUACUCCGCCCUGAUAAGACCACACCUGGAAUAUUGUGUCCAGUUCUGGGCCCCUCGGUUCCAGAAGGACAGGGAACUGCUGGAGAGGGUCCAGCGUAGGGCAACGAAGAUGAUUAAGGGAGUGGAGCACCUCCCUUAUGAGGAAAGGCUGAGGGAGCUGGGUCUCUUUAGUUUGGAGAAGAGGAGACUAAUGGGGGACCUUAUUAAUGUUUAUAAAUAUAUAAAGGGUGAGUGCCAUGAGGAUGGAGCCAGGCUCUCCUCGGUGGCAAACAAUGAUAGGACAAGGGGUAAUGGGAUCAAGCUGGAACACAAGAGGUUCCGCUUAAAUUUGAGAAAAAACUUCUUCUCAGUAAGGGUGACAGAGCCUGGAACAGGCUGCCCAGGGAGGUUGUGGAGUCUCCUUCUCUGGAGACAUUCAAAACCCGCCUGGACAUGUUCCUGUGCGACCUCACCUAGGCGUUCCUGCUCCAGCAGGGGGAUUGGACUAGAUGAUCUUUUGAGGUCCCUUCCAAUCCCAAACAUAUUGCGAUACUGUGAUACUGUGAUGUGUCUGUAUGACAGAAAUCUGUAGAUCCGGGUUAAGAAGUGCUUGACAAGGCCCUGCAUCCUUGCACACACACACACGCUCACCUCAUCAAAGACUGCUUGGGAUUCCUUUUAUUAGCAAUACGGGAAAACACACAAUUAAACAUCAAGAGAUUGA
Molecule: messenger RNA, 3582 nt
Organism: Columba livia (rock pigeon)
Lineage: Eukaryota; Metazoa; Chordata; Aves; Columbiformes; Columbidae
Gene: NAGA
Product: alpha-N-acetylgalactosaminidase
Exons: 8
Coding region: 106-1404 (432 amino acids)
Biological process (GO): glycoside catabolic process; oligosaccharide metabolic process
Cellular component (GO): cytoplasm
Molecular function (GO): alpha-galactosidase activity
Source: RefSeq, a predicted model, not a curated record